Adineta steineri is the source of this 948-nucleotide messenger RNA. Lineage: Eukaryota; Metazoa; Rotifera; Eurotatoria; Adinetida; Adinetidae. The record is from the annotation of a GenBank genome assembly.
AUGUUUUUCAUCAUAUGUCUUUUAAUUUUAUUCUAUCGAAUACGUUUACAAUGGUAUUUAGCAUAUAAACAGAAUUUACCAAAUCUUAAUGCCGAACAAAUUUAUCAUCAUUUAUGUUGUUAUGAAUUUCCUUUUGAAUGUUUUUAUGGUAUUAAUCUGGCAUUUUAUCGUACAUUUGUUUCGCCUACUAUAUCAAAAGAUUAUAGACAAACAAAUACAAUUGCUGGUGAAACAGAAAAACGUGUUAAUGAUACAGAUAUAUUAAUGCAUGCUUGGGUUGAUUAUGGUCUAGAUAGUGAUGAGGGACAAGCUAGUAUCGAACAUUUAAAUAAUAUACAUGGUGUAUUUAGUAAUCGAACACGUAAUGAAGAUUUCGUUUAUGUCUUAUGUUGUUUUAUUGUUGAUACAAUACGUAUGAUUGAUGUAUUUGGUUGGAGACAGUUAGAUAAUACUGAAAAACAAGCUUUAUUUAUUUUUUAUGAAAAAGUUGGACAAAAAAUGAAUUUAAAAAAUUUACCAACAUCUUUAGAAGAUGUAUAUAUACUUGUUAAUGAUUAUACAAAUAGUGAUAUUAGUGCAACAGAAACAGAAUCUGGAUCUAUAUUAACAAAUGCUAUUCAUAUACUUGUUCAAAAAUGGUAUGGAUUACUUUUACCAGCUUCGAUUAUACGAAUUCUUCUUAAUGGGCUUCUUUAUGUGGUUGGUGGUGAAAUGUUUCAUAAAAAACUUGGAUUAAAACAACCAUCAUCAUUAACACUCUAUAUAAUAUAUGCAUUAGGUACUCUUCAUCGAGAUUUUAUGCAUUUUAUGCCACCACGAAUCGUACCACAUAGACUUUCUGAUCUACUUAUGAAACAAAAUUAUAUGUGUCCAGCAGGAAAAUCUAAUUUUUUACAAGUUGGACCACCUGAAAUUCUCACAUCAGUAGAACAAAAAGAAAAACAAUAA